GCUUGGGCCACCUGUGCAGACUCUGACUAUCACAACAGCAGCGAAGUCCUAGGAACUAGUCAGCCAAAUAAUUUCAUCAUGGCGGAUGUUGAGGAGUCACUUGGUAUCGGCGAAUCUCUUUCGGUCAACAACGAUCAAAUAAACGAUAUUAUCGCUUCAUUACCUGAGGAAGAAAGGGUUUCAAAGAAAGAUGACUUGAAAGAGGAGAAGAAAAUACUCACUGAAGAAGAUCCCGAAGACCAAAUAUCGUCUCCACCUGAAAGUUUGCGAGUGUCCGACGUCCGUAUGGCAAGCAAACAAACAGGCGAAUUAGCGACAACGAACGGUAUUAAGCUGAAUGGAGAUGCUACAGAGGAAAAGUUACCAAGGGAAGAAAAUGUAUUAGUAUCAGAAAAAGACGAUGAUAUGUUUUCAAAAAAAUUGGAACAAGAAUCGAAUUUAGAACUGCCAGAUACCAAGUCUGAAAGUAAUAAUACUAGUUCAGCUGUUUCUUUUGAGAGUUCUCAUGCUGACGGAGGAAGUCACAGGUCUCCGGACAGAAAAAGUAAGGCUGAAUACAGAAAGAUCAAGAGUGAAGUGACCGGCGAGGGUGAAACGUCAGAAAGUGAGGAUGAUGAUGAAACGACAGAAAAAAACGCCUCAGCACAUGCCAUGGAUCAGGAGGCAGACACGUGGAUGGAUUUAUUAGGAAAUGGACUAUUGAAGAAACGGGUAAUCACAAUGCAUUCUAUUUAUUCGGAUUGCUCUCAUUAUAUGCACAGAUCAAGACCGGUUUCCACCAUUUAAAAGAAAACAGUUCAAUGGGGCAUCUGUAUUUAUCUGCACCCCUAUCACCCAAUCUGCAGAGUAUGGCAGGUGCACACGCAAGUUUUUUAAAUAAUAUAUAAGAAAUAAGGGCCUAAAAAUGGCCUUGCAUGUGUAGAUCUCAUCGAGUUCUGUCAUACUCUGCUGACAGGUCUUUCACCAACGCCACCCCUAUGGAAGGCGGGAUUCUGACAGAUUGUCCUUGUCCAAAUUCAGAAUCUGAUCUCCCUCCCCCAUCCCCCGCCCCCUCCAAUAUAGGAAUGAGUUAGAGACUUGAACACCUCCUCCAUAGNUGUGUAGAUCUCAUCGAGUUCUGUCAUACUCUGCUGACAGGUCUUUCACCAACGCCACCCCUAUGGAAGGCGGGAUUCUGACAGAUUGUCCUUGUCCAAAUUCAGAAUCUGAUCUCCCUCCCCCAUCCCCCACCCCCUCCAAUAUAGGAAUGAGUUAGAGACUUGAACACCUCCUCCAUAGUGGAAGUGAUUCUAAAGGUCUUGUGGACAUGCAAAUAAAAAUUUUUUUAAAAAAACUACUCCUUAAAGUUAUUAUUUUUAUUAAUGAAAAAAUUUUACUGACAACAAUGCUAACUAUUAAAAUCCUAUUUACAAUUAAUUCACUUGAAAAAAAAAAAACUAUUCAUUCAAAACACUAUUUACAAUUCCUGUUGAUUUAAAAAGCACUUAAUUUAGCUUAGAAAGAGUUAAUUUAACUAAGAAAAAUUUAUUCAAAUUAAAAACAUUUCAUUUCAAUAAAAAAAAAACUGUCAGCCUCUAAAAUUCAAAAGUUUCUUUCAACUGUUAAAAAAAACAGAAAUAAUAAUAAUAAUAAUUCUAGUACCUCUUAGUGAUUGUAAAACUGACAUAUGAAUCCAAAUAAUUUUCACGAUUCUGACAGGGUCCAUUUUGCACCUCACUGAAAAUACCUUCCGUUGUCAGGGUGUAGAUAAAACCUGGCAUGUUACAGUUUUUGACAAAAAAGGAAAUGACUUGUUAAAAGUUAAAAUAAACAUGUUUUCUGUUUUGUCAGCUGUGAUCUUUGCUAGAAGUUUACACCUUUGGUGCAUGAAAAAGUCAUGUUUCUCCUUUUGAUUCAUCCAUGGACUACUCCACCCCCUUUUAGUACAAAAUGCGGUAUAGUCGUGCUUUGAAUAUGAGGGAUUCUAUUAGAAUGAAUUUAAUCACCCAAGUUCGAUAUAUUAAAAUUCUUACUUGAAUCCAAAGUUUUAGGGACAUAAUUGCAAAUUUUUCAUGACUCCAUUAUCUUACAAUUCUUAGAAGAGACUUGAGCUCAAAUAAAACCAAAUCAAAUGUAAACAAAAUAACCAGCAAACCUCAGAUUCGUCUUAGAAUUUUAAUACAUUGAACAUGGGCUAUUGACAGGAGAGGUUAAUCAGUGUUAACAUGACAUUAAAAGGUGUAAAUUUAAUUCAAGUACAGGUGGUAAUAUGUGACAUGUUGCCAGAGGGAAGUGUUGGAUGCAUCAGCUUCAUGGCCUUGAAUAUUGAAGUACAACUCAUGUAGAAGAAUUAUGUAGGAGAAGGUCACUUCAGCCAAAAGCCCCAAGUAGAAUGCAUCACUUAAGAGAGUGGAAAACCUUCAAUCUGUCCAUCUAAUAAAUAGUGUCUAUUAAACAAAGUUAUUUGUCAGGGCAGGCUUAAUUCAUUUACUCUGGAAUAAUCCGUUAAAACAAAUGGUUUUCUUCGUUGUGUAACAUCUCAGAUACUGAAAGAAGGAAAAGGGAGAGAUACCCGACCAGACAAAGGCCAAGUGGUUACUCUACAAGUAGCAGGACAUACAGAAGAUGGUAAAGCUGUUGACUGGAACAGAAGUCUGGAAUUUAUCCUUGGUGAAGGAGAGGUCAUUCAAGGUUAGCCCUAUGACAACUUUUCAAUUUUUUUAUUCUUCUUACAAAUACAAUUAAUAUUUCUUCAUUUUCCACUUUCAUGCAAGUGUGAUAAUAUUUUAACACAUAUUAUGUUAUUUUCUUACUCCAUUUAAGAUUUUAAAAGGCUAUAACUAUUUGCAAAAGGCUUGAGACAAAGUCUAACUUGUUGUUAAACAGAGUACAUAAGACUACCUCCCUUAUCUACCUCCCUUGUAUCACUGCAAGAUCAUGGUGUUCAUAGCUUGAACAAAUAACUCUGAAUGGGAAGAGGAAGGGGGCUGUGGAUUGCGCACUUAAUUAUUGGAUCUGCAUUGAAGUGAAAAGUGUUUUGUUUCUUCUUUUUUUAACUGGUUGUCGCUUUUCAUGGUUUCUAAGAGAUACAACUUACAUUAUAUUAUCAUUAUAUUUUCAGCCUUUGACCUAGCAGUAGCUUUGAUGGAGUUGGAGGAAGUGUGUGAACUUGUAACAGACUCCAGAUAUGCCUAUGGGAAAGCUGGAAAGUAUGUUGUUUUUGUUUGUUUGUUUGUUUUCUUUCUUUGUAACACUGACAUGUAACUGUAUCUCUUCUUUAUCUGGGUGAAAUAUAUGCUGCGUAAUACCUACAUAAAUGCAAUACUAGAUAUGACGGAAUUGUAAACUGAUACCCUUGAAUUGCACCUGUGGCUCGAUCUUCUAAAUGAAAAGAAAUACAGGAGCCUUUAACCCUUCAAAGAGAUUUAUGAAUAAAUCAGAGCUCAUUGUUUUCUAGACCAGAGGCAAAUCCACCUAUUCCAGCCGAUGCUAAACUGACCUAUGAGUUACACCUGUUAGCGGUACGAGAUGGUCCUAAUAUCACAAACAUGACUGACGAGGAGCGAAUCACCAUUGGGUAUGUCAGUAGGCCAUGAAGUCAGAACGGUUUUAAACGUUGUCUCCAUAUAUACUGAUGUAUAGGCCAAGGAAUAGACUAAAACACUGCGGUCAGUGCUGUUUUAGAAAAUGCCCACUAAUUGAUGGAGGCAAACAUUGCGGUGGGAAGGCCUUCUGAUAGGCUGGAAAAACUGUUAGGAUGGAAUUUCUGGGUUGUGGCAUAAUGCAGUGAAUUUGGCAAAUUCUCUGAAGUAGAGUGGCCAUGAUAGAACACUUACUAAUAUUAUCUAAUAUUAUCAGAAGAAGUUUUGCAAUUAUUGGAACUCUAAGAGAUAAUUAUCAGGAAUAAGAGGUUGUUUCAUUAUUUGUAUUUGAAGAUUUUGCAGACAGCUUACUAGAUUUUAUGCUCUGUUGUCUCUGAUCCAUAAGUAACACGUUUUGAGGAAAAAGAGAACAAAACUUAAAAGUCACAGAAAAGUUUGUAUGUCAACAGUAUUAUUGCCUGCCUUAUUUCCAGGGAGAAAAAGAGAGAAAUUGGUAAUAAUCUGUACACUGGAGGAGACUAUGCUGGGGCUAUUAACAGUUAUCAGAGGUAAAUUUGCUCUCAACUUCCUCCUCAUCAUCAUCUUGAUCUUUGCAUCCAAUUUCAAAUUGCCCAAAUCUGCCCACCAGUUUCAUCACUGAUAGCAAAAUUACUCUUAGAUUGUCUUUGCCUAAUGAAUCAAAAUAUAAUUUCUUGCCUUGCAUUUUGUGUUUUCUUGGAAAUCAGAAAAUACGAACACAUCUAUUACACUCAGAAAAGAAAUUCUUUAACUUUGACCACUGUUAUACCAUUGAAUAAAUUGUAGCAACUAAGGCCGUUAGCCUGACCUUUAUUAUUGUAAUUUUACAGAAAGAGAAUGACACAUGAAAUAGCUAAAUGUUCUGGACCUCCUUUGUUAUUUUAGGGCUAUAAAAUACCUCUCAACGUCUACUGCUGAGGUUGGUUUGUUUAUUUGUUUAUUUAUCAACGAUAAUCAUUUCAUUUGUGCAUAUUCAUGUACCUUACCAAUAUAGUACCAAGGAUUAAAAACAAACUUAACUUACAAGGGAAUAAAAUUAAUAAUGUUUUAAACAUUAGGACACUGGAGCUUGGCCCCAGAUUACUGGUUUUCAAAGGUUCUUGGCUUGUGAAAAUGUGUGCUACUGUGUGAAAAAAGAGAAAGUGAUGAUAAUAAUUCUUAUUAUUUCAUUUUAUCUAAUAGCAAGUUCAAAUCUUGCGGGUAAAGUGCUGGAAUAACAUGGCAGCUGCCCAGUUGAAGGUAAGAAUAUAUUAUAUAAUAAACUUAAUUCAAAAGUUGAAAGAGCUGGUUAACAUAAGCAAUUUGUACAAUUUUCAGCUCUUUGCAAGCAAUAUUGAAGAAAAUAUUAUUCAGUCAUUAAAAACUUCAAAAUUGUUGCAAAAGAAAAAAGUUAAUGGGCCGUACAUCAAGGAGCUCAGUACUCAGAACCUGUGAAUUCUAAAGUGCCCAGCAUUAGAUUUUUAUGAAACAACUAAGAUAUUUGAGUUGGGCUGGAGCAAAAGUUAGGUGCCAGGAGCCACAAGGUGCUGGUAGUGCACAGCCUUGAUGCAUUCCUGGUAAAAUUUUGAUUUUUAAAAGAAAUUUGUUAGAAAAAUGGUGCAUUGGGCUCAAAUUUUCAGAGAUAACUAGUAAAUAUUGCUAUGUUCUUACUAGAUUCAGAGAUGGUAUUUUAAUAGCUUGAUAGGAAAAUGAUAAGCAUACCAUAAAAUUUCGAAAAUAAGCCCCGGGGCUUAUAUUUUUCAAAGGCCCUUUUUGAGGGGCUUAUAUUCAGAGUUGCAUAUCUACGGAGGGAAAUUUGCAUUUCAAAAUGGGCUAGCUUGUAGUGGGAAGGAAUUUACCAUUUUUGCUUCGUUUCACUUUGUAUUCGAGGGCAAAUUCCAUGUACAACCCCCAUGGGGGGGGCUUAUAUUCGGAGGGGCGACUUAACAGAGGGUUUUUUGCAUUACGAUUUUGGGGGGCUUAUAUUUGAAGGGGCUUAUACAUGGAGGGGCUUAUUUUCGGAAUUUUACGGUUGUCAAAAUGUUAUUGCUUGGUGUCUCAAGGUGAUACUUGAAAAAAAAUUUGAUUGAUGUAGGCAUUCAUUGAAUCUUAUUUUCCAGGUUAUUUCAAAUGUUAUUAAACACUGAUAACUUAGUUAAACCCUUGGUGUGAGUAAGGCAUAAAAAGUGGUUUUGUUGUUAUUGAGUAUACCACAACUAUUCUGUUUUAGAUAAAGGCUUAUUCUGCAGCAGAGAAAUCUUGCUCCCAAGUAUUACAAAUUGAUCCUGAUAAUGUCAAAGCCUUGUUUAGGAAAGGAAAGGUGUGUAAAAAAAAGCCUGAAUCACUUAACCAAAAAAAAAAAUUCAGUGAAAGGGAAGCUGGCCACCCUAGUUUGUAUACACUAAUUUCAGUUAGAGUGGUGAAACACAUCCAGUGCUUAUACAGUUUCUACAGGUAUAGGCCUGUAGCUCUGACAUAUUCAGUCAGUAUUGGACAAACAGUGUUAGACCAGCAGAAACUAAGGGAGCAAAUGAACCCCUCUCUUCAACUACUUAAAAUGAUGUGGAAAAUCUAUGAUCAGAGUGAAAAGUUAUCAGUUGUUGAUCAUAAAUUAUGUUUGCUUCAAAAAUGAUAGAUCUUCCAGAAACCUUUGGUAAAAUUGCCUAUACCAUAAUUUUCAGACCAAGGCCAAUGGUGGAAAUAUUAUCAUUUAUUUGGGAGUAACACCUUAUGUUGAUAAUUUUUACCUAGCGGUGUCUUUGUUGGAUAGAGGUGUUCACCUUAUCAAUCUUUUGCUCACCUUAUCCAUCUUUUGCCAUUCCUGUUCAGGCUCCAGUUGUUGAAAAGUUGGAUAGUUCUUUUCACCCUAUAAAUCUCUAUCCACUUGUUAGUGCAAUUUCCCUUAUCCACGGGAUAGAGAUUUAUCCGAUGGAUAGCACUACCCACCUUUUCAGCAACUGGGGCCAGUUGUUUAAGUACUGUUUAAAACAUGAAUAUUAGUGUAUUAUCAGGUUUCAAAACUCGAGGCAAAGAUAAUACAUGACUGCAAAUAUUUUGAAGGGCUUCAAAAUCUCUGAUAUAGAUUACCCCAUUCUUGCACUAAUAUUUAGAUUUGGGGUUAUUUUGGUCGAAAAAAUUGGACGUAAAGUUUAGCCGUGUCUAAGACACUCAUUAAACACUAAAUUCUUUUGUUUUUUUUUCCUUAUAUAUUACUAAUGAGUUUUGUAAAUUGUAUUGUAAAUCGUAAUUUGUUUACCCACGGAUCACUAAGGAGUUCAAAAGAACUCGUUGAAACGUGUCCGUGCGUUCCAGAUCGAAUCGGAAUUUGAAAGUGUUGGUUUUAAGUACAGUAACAGUCAUGAAGACAGGAUGAUAUUUGGUUUCUUGUUUUUACUCUAAACAUACUCAGGUUCUAGCAGGAAAUGGUGAAACUGAACAAGCCCUUGUGUAUAUUAAAAAGGCAGAUCAGCUGGACCCCAACAAUAAAGUAAGUUUAAAAUGGCUGAUUUUAGUUUUAGAAAGGUGUCUUCAAGCAAACUUAUCAAUGUCAGUUAGCUUUUGUUAUGGAUGGUAUUUCUCAGUAAAGACUCACUCUGGUCCCACUCUGGUCACUGGCUGGAUUUGACCCAAAGACGUGAUCACACUAGAUGAAUUUCACUGAUAUUUUCUUACUCCUUUCAGACAAUCCGUGGAGAACUUAAUCGACUCAAACAGUUACUGGCAUCGGAAAAACGGAGUGAAAGAACUAUGUACCAGCGAAUGUUGGCUGAUAUGACUGGUGCGCAAGGAAACAAGAAAAAUAAACGAACGGUAAGUGCUGCAUUGAUAUUACUGCUUGCAAAAGCUCUGUAG
Molecule: messenger RNA, 7430 nt
Organism: Porites evermanni
Lineage: Eukaryota; Metazoa; Cnidaria; Anthozoa; Scleractinia; Poritidae
Source: the annotation of a GenBank genome assembly